Molecule: messenger RNA, 555 nt
Organism: Dracunculus medinensis (Guinea worm)
Lineage: Eukaryota; Metazoa; Nematoda; Chromadorea; Rhabditida; Dracunculidae
Source: the annotation of a GenBank genome assembly
AUGAAUAUUCGUGUAGCAAAAGCUGACGAUCUUCUUAAUACACAGCACUGCAACUUACUUUGUCUUCCUGAAAAUUAUCAGAUGAAAUAUUAUUUUUAUCAUGCAUUAUCAUGGCCGCAGUUAUCAUACGUCGCUGAUGAUGAAAAGGGCAAUAUUGUUGGUUACGUUUUGGCAAAAAUGGAAGAGGAAACAGAUGAUGAGCCGCAUGGUCAUAUAACAUCAUUAGCUGUGAAGAGGUCAUAUCGACGUUUGGGUUUGGCUCAAAAGCUUAUGGAUCAAACAGCUCGUGCUAUGAUCGAAACAUUCAAUGCUAAAUAUGUCUCACUGCAUGUUCGUGUUUCGAAUCGUGCUGCUUUAAAUUUGUACCAGAACACAUUAAAAUUCGAGAUAUCCGAUGUUGAACCAAAAUACUAUGCGGAUGGUGAAGAUGCAUAUGCUAUGAAACGUUCAUUGAUAAAAUUCGCUGUGGAUAACAAUAUCACACCUGCUGAUCGCAAGUCGUUUUUUAGCGCAAAAGAUGAUAAAGAACACUCAAGGAGACAAAAAAAUCAAUAA